GGGAGGCAGGCGGUUCCCUUUGCUCCCGCGCUCAAGCUGCCCUUGAGCGGCGCGCCGGGCCUCAGCCCGCAGCGGAGGCGCCUCCGCCGCGCGCCCCGACGGCGCCCGCCCUCCCGCUGAUGCUGGAGUGAGCGCUGCGGCGACGGGAUGUUAGCGCUGCUGGCCGCCGGCUUGGCGAUCGUCGUGGCCGCCGGCGCCCAAGACGGCCCGGCGCCCGGCAGCCGCUUCGUGUGCACGGCGCUGCCCCCGGAGGCUGCGCGCGCCGGCUGCCCGUUGCCCGCGAUGCCCAUGCAGGGCGGCGCGCUGAGCCCCGAGGAGGAGCUGCGGGCCGCGGUGCUGCAGCUGCGCGAGACCGUCGUGCAGCAGAAGGAGACGCUGGGCGCGCAGCGCGAGGCCAUCCGCGAGCUCACGGGCAAGCUGGCGCGCUGCGAGGGGCUGGCGGGCGGCAAGGCGCAGGGCCCGGCAGCCACAGGCAAGGACACUAUGGGCGAUCUGCCGCGGGACCCGGGCCACGUCGUGGAGCAGCUCAGCCGCUCGCUGCAGACCCUCAAGGACCGCCUGGAGAGCCUCGAGCACCAGCUCCGAGUGAAUGUGUCCAAUGCAGUGCUGCCCAGCGACUUUCGAGAGGUGCUCCAGCGGCGACUGGGGGAGCUGGAGAGGCAGCUGCUGCGCAAGGUGGCAGAGCUGGAGGACGAGAAGUCCCUGCUCCACAAUGAGACCUCUGCUCACAGGCAGAAGACAGAAAAUGCCCUGAAUGCUCUGCUGCAGAGGGUGGCUGAGCUGGAGCGAGGCAACAGUGCGUUCAAGUCUCCCGACGCGUUCAAAGUGUCCCUCCCCCUGCGCACAAACUACCUGUAUGGCAAGAUCAAGAAAACACUGCCUGAACUGUACGCCUUCACCAUCUGCCUGUGGCUGCGAUCCAGCGCCUUGCCGGGCAUCGGCACACCGUUCUCUUACGCAGUGCCCGGGCAGGCCAACGAGAUCGUGCUGAUAGAGUGGGGCAACAACCCCAUUGAGCUGCUUAUCAACGACAAGGUUGCACAGCUGCCCCUGUUUGUCAGUGACGGCAAGUGGCACCAUAUCUGUAUCACCUGGACGACACGGGACGGCAUGUGGGAAGCAUUCCAGGAUGGGGAGAAACUUGGCACUGGGGAGAACCUGGCUCCCUGGCACCCUAUCAAGCCAGGGGGUGUGCUGAUCCUCGGGCAGGAACAGGACACCGUUGGGGGUAGGUUUGAUGCCACGCAGGCAUUCGUGGGAGAGCUCAGCCAGUUCAACAUAUGGGACCGCGUCCUCCGUGCACAAGAAAUUAUCAACAUUGCCAACUGCUCCACGAACAUGCCCGGCAACAUCAUACCCUGGGUGGACAACAACGUCGAUGUGUUUGGAGGGGCUUCUAAGUGGCCCGUGGAGACCUGUGAGGAACGUCUCCUUGACUUGUAGCUGCCUCCGGCUCUGUCUAGGCCAGGGCCGGGCUGUUCCUGUCAGAAGUGCAAGGCCACCUCCUCCCCCAGUUAAACUGAGUACAAAGCCCCCGCCAGAAUGGGCUGGGGCCCCCAAAGCUCAUUCCCAGGGAAUCUCGAAGGCCGAGGUUCUGUAGCGGCCCUUGUCACUGGAUUCUUUGUUCCUUACCAAGAUUAUGUUGUUUUGAGGGGGGACGUAGCCCUGAGCUUGCAGGUGGGGAGAUCUCUGACUUCCUGCUGGGGGUGGGGGGUUGAAGGCCCUUGAGGCUCCUUGCAGAGCCCCUGCCAUUGCUAGCACACCGCAGCCUUGUCCGCCCUCUUGGAUGCUCGAUGUCUCGUGUGUCCUGUCUGUCUGUCCCCUUUAAAGGCUGUGUGGCCCUCCUGCUGGAAUAUCUGUGUUCCUUGUGUAUAGAGUAUACCCUGCUGUCCCCUGAGCACAUGGCAAAGCAGCCCCUGCCGCCCACAGAAGGGCCUUUCUCUUAGUGUUCUUUACUAGGCUGUGAGGAACUCUUCAGCUCAAGGAGGGGGGCAGGCUGCCUGGACAAUGCCCUGCCUUCUCCAAGAUGGAGGGGGCGUCUGGGCCUCCAGAGGGGGCUGGGAGCAGGAACGCAGAAGGGAGUUCUGGAGAAGGGCUGUGGCAGCUGUCCCUCCCCCUCUGUCACCUCUCCGUCAGACUGAUGCUUUGAUGGAAUCAUCGCUGGGAAUGGCUUCUUUGAAAAGCCUCUUUUCUCCACCGGUGCCAAAAGUUCAGCUGCAGCUUCCACAACCAUUCGGUAUGGUCAGGCGGGAUUUAUUUUUUCCCAACAGAGAAGAACAGCCAUUAGCAGCCUUCCAUUUUUAAUGUCUCGCCCCACUGUGAGGAAUGUGCUAGUUUUAAUUCAUGUUGAUUCCUGUAAGCAUUUGACUGUCUCAAGUAUUUCCCCCAGAACUUUUUCAGGAAAUGGGAGUCAUUUGGCUGACAUUUGCUUCGUGACUCCAGGUUGCUUAAUUUAUUGGACAGAAGUAGUAAUUUAUUUUAAGGACAAAGUGAUGAAGUGGGGAAAUUUAUAAAGCUAAAUAUUAUAUAUUUUAUUUUUCAUACAUGUUUGAAGUGCAAAUAUGUGGAAAUUCCAUUUGUAGGACCAAGUUGACAUGCCCAUCCUAACAUUGUAUGCUACAAGAACUCUUCUGAUGAUGGAAUUUUGAUUAAAGUGCACUGGAAGAUGC
Lontra canadensis (Northern American river otter) is the source of this 2669-nucleotide messenger RNA. It is a transcript of the gene NPTX2, whose product is annotated as neuronal pentraxin 2. The transcript has 5 exons. Lineage: Eukaryota; Metazoa; Chordata; Mammalia; Carnivora; Mustelidae. Bases 148 to 1443 code for a protein of 431 amino acids. The record is from RefSeq and is a predicted model, not a curated record.